UCCUAACAUCUCUCCCUCCCCCUCUAAGGUUCCCUACCUCCGCCUCCGCUGCUCCCUACCCUCCUGUCUCUGUCUGGCCAGUUGAACUUCUUUCCUACCUUUUGGCGUCGUUCUUCCUCCCUCCUCGCGUCCCUCUCGUUGCACGUUCGGCGGCCAACCGCAGUCGUCCAGCGCGUUUGCCCUCGUCGCGCGGACCUGCCACUCCGACGGCUACCAGGAGUAGCUGCACGCGCGCACGAGGUGCCUAGGGGCCUGGAGGAGGUCCGAGAAGACACGCCGUAACCACUGGGGCUCGGACAACCGGCGUCGCGCCAAGUGAAGUUGAACGGUCCAGGGGAACCACGAUCGAUCGACGAUCCCUCGUUUUCGAUCGGCCGCGAGACACCCUCAAAGGGGGAGGUUCUCAGGUAUUCUGUGAAUCUAUAUAUUGGAAAGAAGCACCGAAUCGGAAAGGAACUGUGAAGAAGGUGCUUGCGCAGGAAGUGUACCUAAGGUGCGACAGUAGGAGUUUCUGGCGAAUGACAACUGGAAGAGAGUGUUGACACUUGGAGAGGAAGAUCUGAAUGCUGUUGGCACCUACAAAACGAGCUUUGGACGCUAUUGACACCUAGAAAAAGAGGUUCAAAUGCUAUUGACUUUUGGAAAAGGAGGUUCAAGCGCUAUUGACACGUAGAAAAAGAGUUUCAAAAGCUAUCGACAUCUGGAAAAGGAGUUUCGAGCUCUAUCGACACCUGGAAAAGAAACUUCGAACGCUAUCGACACCUAGAAGAGGAGUUUCAAACGCUGUUGACACCUGGAAAAGUUGACAGAGUGAGCCUUGACACGCAAGCUAGAAGUGUAACUUAUAGUCUAUCCCAAGAAACCUUAAGCAAUUACGCUAGAGCAGUUAAGAACCUCCCGACAGAAGAUACAUAGAUUCACAAAAUCUUGAGUAUCAGUGUCGAAGUAAUGGACUCUCGCAGAAGGAAGGAGACGACCUGACGGCGACCUGACGUUCUCCAUCGAAAAACGCUCGAGGAUGACAUUUCGUCCGCGUCUUACGGAACAGUGUCGAUCGAAGAGUCAUUAGAGGAACAAUCGACGAGGUCGCCUUCCGACAGUGUGUUCCAGAGAGAAACUCUAUCGUAGGUGUAUCAUUAUAGAGUCUGGUUUCACCUUCUUCCCGCGCAUUUGCAUCUCGUUGCCGUGAAAGCGGAAUCGCUUCACCCGGGCGCCGAAACGCCGCAAAAGUGUCACGGAGGAUCGUGCCCGAAGAAUUAGGACGUCGUUGGAGAUCGAGCGAUCCGAAGAUUAGGGAGCCAGGAUCGACGGGAACUGUCAGGGCGAACGGCUUCUUCUAACCGCGACGAGGGAAGAAGAUUGGAAGAUUGGAAACGAAUACGCACGGAAAGAAUUGGAGCCCGCUAAGAGAAAAAUCAACAGGUUAUCGGAGAAAUCCUUGGAUCAAUAUGCCGCAUACAGGUCAAGCAGGCGUUAAUCAAUUGGGUGGUGUCUUUGUUAACGGAAGACCGUUGCCCGACUGCGUUCGGCAAAGAAUAGUGCAACUCGCUUUGGUCGGUGUCAGACCUUGCGACAUCUCGAGACAGCUUCUCGUCUCUCACGGAUGUGUAUCGAAGAUCCUGACGAGAUUCUACGAGACGGGGAGCAUUCGACCAGGAAGCAUCGGGGGAAGCAAAACGAAACAAGUGGCCACCCCGACGGUCGUGAAGAAGAUUCUACGAAUGAAGCAAGAGCAACCGACCAUGUUCGCCUGGGAAAUUCGCGAGCAGCUCGCUCGACAAGGAGCCUGUGAUCCGCAAAGCUUACCCUCUGUUUCGUCUGUGAAUCGAAUUCUGCGAGGGGGAGGUCUUCACACAGAUCACGCGGGGAUCGAGAAUGGCUCUCCUAGCACGUACGCUUCACAGGUGUCGCCAAACGUUGCUAACAGAGAGGCGCUGAUGAGAACAGACUACCAGCUAUUUUAUCCAGGAGCCCUGGGACCACUCCACAUUUCCACCACUUCCGGUAACACCGGCGCACCAUCUUGGAAUCCAAGCUUCUACUCGUCCCUGUACCAAGCGACAACGCUGCACUUGCAUCACGGAAUGCAAACGUUCACAUCUUUGGACGUGGAGCGUCUGUCUGAGCAAAAUGGAGCGACGAACCAGGUCGAGCUCAAGUCCAGCUCGAGCUCCAUGGCGGGCAGCGACGACUCCCUGGACAAGAGCGACCUGGACGAGAACACGGAGUCCCAGGACCACUACAAGCCCUUCCAGAAUUCCCCGAUGAUACUAGAACUCGGCCAGAAGAUCGGCAGCGACCGCAGCGCGUUCGUUAGACACAGUACAUCGGGAUCUUCUGGGAGUCCACCGCCGAUCGCAACGGAAAAUCAGAAGAGCAGGAUUCCAGAAACAGGAAACGAACAGAGCACGGCGGGCAAAGAAACGGCGGUCGAAGAGAAGCCUGUGCAACCUCAGAGGAAGAAGAACCCGUACUCGAUAGAGGAGCUCUUGAAGAAGGACGAGAGCAAAACCACCUCGAAGAGGCCGAAAUUGACGAACAUCGGCGUGGUACAACCCUGCGGGAUCGUCCUCAACAAGGAGAUCUGAACGAAGUGGGAUCGUACUUUGGAAGGAACGAGGAUCGUCUAGCGAUAGAGGCUAAGCUAACUAUCUAGAUCGGUGGUUUUUAAACUAAACAGGAUUCAAAGAGUGGUUUUAAUGUGGAAACACGUGGAUGAGUUGAUCUGUAUCAUUUAAAAGAUGUUUGAAUAGCACUGAUCUAGAUUUUGGAUUUCGGUGGAUCAUCGUAUACGCGAGAACCUUGCGGAUAUUUAUGCGUUGUAGACAUUUUUUGAGAAAGAUGGAGGUGUUACUUUAGGACGCAAGAAAUAGAGGCUAGAAGAUAUUAUAGAGAGUUGUAUAUAUCGACGAGUCGCUGAGGAAAUGAGGCAGUGUUUUUCAAACAUAUAACAGUA
Molecule: messenger RNA, 2956 nt
Organism: Hylaeus anthracinus
Lineage: Eukaryota; Metazoa; Arthropoda; Insecta; Hymenoptera; Colletidae
Gene: Poxn
Product: protein gooseberry
Exons: 6
Coding region: 1449-2588 (379 amino acids)
Biological process (GO): regulation of transcription by RNA polymerase II; anatomical structure development
Molecular function (GO): RNA polymerase II cis-regulatory region sequence-specific DNA binding; DNA-binding transcription factor activity, RNA polymerase II-specific
Source: RefSeq, a predicted model, not a curated record